Molecule: messenger RNA, 558 nt
Organism: Geodia barretti
Lineage: Eukaryota; Metazoa; Porifera; Demospongiae; Tetractinellida; Geodiidae
Source: the annotation of a GenBank genome assembly
CUGGGGCCCACUGCCACACCGACGCCGGCGCCGACCGCCAUUCCGACUCCCGAGCCCACCCUGGCGCCGGCGGAACGCGAGCGUGCCGUGUUGGUCGCGCUCUACGAAGCCACGGCCGGGUCGGACUGGACCGACAGCACGGGCUGGUUGAGCGACGCCCCGGUGGGCGAGUGGCACGGAGUGACCGUCGACGAUGAUGGCCUGGUCACCCAGUUGUCGCUUCUUGAGAACGGCUUGACCGGCCAAAUACCAGCCAGCCUGGGCGAGCUGUACAACCUGAGGCACCUGGACCUGGGACAGAACCAGUUGAGUGACGAACUACCAUCUACGGUGGGCAACCUGAGUGGUCUGGUCAGGUUGGAUCUGGCGCAAAACCAGCUGAGCGAGGAAGUACCGGCGGAACUGGGCAAGCUGAGCAAUCUGGAAUCGCUGAACCUCGGCAACAAUGAUCUGACUGGGACCGUACCGCCGGAAUUAGCUGAAUUGACCAACCUGGGGGCGCUGCUGCUGCGGAAUAACCAGUUCACCGGAGAUAUCCCGCAGGAACUGCAGGGGUAG